Orcinus orca (killer whale) is the source of this 9112-nucleotide messenger RNA. RefSeq names its product tubulin folding cofactor D (gene TBCD). Lineage: Eukaryota; Metazoa; Chordata; Mammalia; Artiodactyla; Delphinidae. The record is from RefSeq and is a predicted model, not a curated record. Bases 127 to 3774 code for a protein of 1215 amino acids. The transcript is spliced from 38 exons. Gene Ontology annotation, biological process: bicellular tight junction assembly; adherens junction assembly; tubulin complex assembly. Gene Ontology annotation, molecular function: GTPase activator activity; beta-tubulin binding. Gene Ontology annotation, cellular component: lateral plasma membrane.
GGCGGGGCCGGCGUUAUUGCCGUCUUCUCUGUCUCAGCAGUCUUGAGCGUUCGGUGCCUCGUGUCCCACGCCCCGCGCGCGUGUGGAGCCGGCUGCGAGUCUGCGGGCACCGUCCGGCCGCCGAGGAUGGCCUUGAGCGAGGAGCCGGCCGUGGGCGCCGUGGAGGAUCCGGUGGAGGACCGGGCGGAGGAUGCGGCGGAGGACGCGGCGCUGGCCUGCUGCGCCUCUCUCGAGUCGUUCGGCGAGAGCGCGGAGACGAAGGAGCUGCUCGGCCGCCUACCGGCGGUGCUUGGAGACCGCGCGGCCCGGGAGGGCGCCCUGGAGCGGUUCCGGGUAAUAAUGGACAAGUAUCAGGAGCAGCCUCACCUGUUGGACCCACACCUAGAAUGGAUGAUGAACUUGUUGUUGGAAUUUGUGCAAGAUAAGAAAUCUCCGGCUGACCUCGUACAUCUGGCUUUUAAAUUUCUUUACAUCAUCACCAAGGUUCGAGGAUAUAAAACAUUUCUUCGUUUAUUUCCACACGAAGUAGCUGAUGUGCACCCUGUUUUGGAUAUGUUUACAGAUCAGAAUCCUAAAGACCAUGAAACCUGGGAGACCCGCUACAUUCUCCUCCUGUGGCUCUCCGUGACCUGCCUGAUCCCGUUUGAUUUUUCACGCCUUGACGGCAACCUCCACAAUCAGCCUGGGCAAGAGCGAGUGUCCACCAUGGACCGUAUCCUCCAGAUAGCAGAGUCCUACCUGGUCGUCAGUGACAAGGCCCAAGACGCAGCUGCUGUCCUCGUGUCCAAGUUUGUCACGCGGCCCGACGUUAAGCAGAAGAAGAUGGCGAGUUUCCUGGACUGGAGCCUAUGCACUUUGGCCUGCUCCUCCUUCCAGACCAUCGAGGGGGUCAUCGCCAUGGACGGGAUGCUGCAGGCCCUGGCACAAUUAUUUAAGCAUGGAAAACGUGAAGACUGUUUACCCUACGCUGCCACCGUUCUCCAGUGCCUGGACAACUGCAGGCUCCCCGACAGCAACCAGACCCUGCUCCGGAAGCUUGGGGUGAAGCUCGUGCAGCGGCUGGGCCUGACCUUCCUGAAGCCCCAGGUGGCCAAGUGGAGGUACCAGCGUGGCUGCCGCUCCUUGGUUGCGGGCCUGCAGCUGAGUGUCCAGAGUCCUAGAGAUCCAGGGAUACAGACCGAGACCCCUGACAGCGACGGAGAGGACGACGUCCCCGAGGAGGUGGAGAGCGUGAUAGAGCAGCUGCUGGUUGGGCUGAAGGACAAGGACACGAUUGUGCGGUGGUCUGCGGCCAAAGGAAUCGGUAGGUUGGCUGGAAGACUUCCCAAAGAGCUGGCGGAUGAUGUGGCCGGGUCUGUGCUGGACUGUUUCAGUUUCCAGGAGACAGACAACGCCUGGCAUGGCGGGUGUCUGGCGCUGGCGGAACUGAGCAGACGAGGCCUGUUGCUCCCUUCCCGACUCCCGGACGUUGUCACCGUGAUCCUGAAGGCGCUGACAUACGAGGAGAAGCGGGGCGCCUGCAGCGUGGGCUCCAACGUCAGGGACGCCGCCUGCUAUGUGUGCUGGGCCUUCGCACGGGCCUACGAGCCUCAGGAACUGAAGCCCUUCGUGGCCGCAAUCUCAAGCGCACUGGUGAUCGCUGCCGUGUUUGACCGAGAUGUAAACUGCAGGAGAGCAGCCUCUGCUGCUUUCCAGGAGAACGUGGGAAGACAGGGUACUUUCCCUCAUGGGAUUGAUAUUUUGACCACAGCUGACUACUUUACUGUUGGUAACAGAUCUAACUGUUUCCUGGUUAUAAGCACGUUUAUUGCCGGCUUUCCUGAAUACACACAACCAAUGAUAGACCACCUGGUUACCAUGAAGAUAAACCAUUGGGAUGGGGCCAUCAGGGAGCUGUCGGCCAAGGCACUGCGGAACCUGGCUCAGCGAGCACCCGAGCACAGCACCUGUCAUGUUUUCCCACGUCUGCUGUCGAUGACACAGAGUCCAGACCUACACACUCGGCACGGGGCUGUGCUCGCCUGCGCAGAGGUCACCCACAGCCUGUACACACUGGCCGUGCAACAGGGCAGGCCCGUCUCGGACUUCCUAGACGAGAAGGCCGUGCAGGGCCUGAAGCAGAUCCACCAGCAGCUUUAUGAUCGUCAGUUAUACAGGGGUCUGGGAGGAGAACUCAUGAGACAAGCAGUGUGCAUUUUAAUAGAAAACUUGUCCCUUUCCAAAAUGCCCUUCAGAGGUGACGCUGUGAUCGAUGGUUGGCAGUGGCUGAUAAACGACACCUUGAGAAACCUUCACCUCAUUUCAAGUCACUCUCGGCAACGGAUAAAGGAGGCGGCUGUGUCGGCCCUGGCCGCCCUCUGCAGCGAGUACUACUCUGGGGAGGCGGACUCCACCGUGCAGGAGGAGCUGGUAAAGCAGUAUCUCGCCGAACUUCAGAGCCCCGAGGAGAUGGCUCGCUGUGGCUUCGCCCUGGCCUUGGGUGCCCUGCCGGCCUUUGUCCUGAAGGGCCGGCUCCGGCAGGUUCUAGCAGGCUUGAGGGCUGUUACCCACAUUUCUCCCGAGGACGUGAGCUUUGCCGAGUCCAGGCGGGAUGCUUUGAAGGCAAUUUCUAGGAUUUGCCAGACUGUCGGUGUGCAAGCAGAAGGGACUCCAGACGAGGUUGUGUGCAGAGAGGACGUUGCCCAGGUUUACUGCACGUUGCUGGGCUGUCUGAGCGAUUACACCACUGACAGCCGCGGGGACGUGGGAGCAUGGGUCCGCGAGGCCGCCAUGACGAGUCUUAUGGACCUGACUCUUCUGCUGGCAAGGGACCAGCCAGAGCUGAUCGAGGCCCCGGUCUGCCAGCGGAUCAUGUGCUGCUUAGCCCAGCAGGCGAGUGAGAAGAUCGACCGGUUCCGGGCGCACGCAGCCCGUGCGUUCCUGGCGCUGCUGCACUGGGACGACCCCGCCGUCCCCCACGUGCCCCACCGGCAGGAGCUGGAGAGACUUUUCCCCAGGUCUGCUGUGGCCUCUGUGAACUGGGGCGCGCCAUCGCAGGCCUUCCCUCGCGUGGCCCGGCUCCUGGGGCUGCCUGCUUACCGCUACCACGUGCUGCUGGGGCUGGCCGUGUCCGUGGGCGGCCUGACCGAGUCCACGGUCAGGUACUCAACACAGGGCCUCUUUGAGUACAUGAAGGGGAUUCAGAACGACCCGCAAGCCCUGGAGGACUUCACUGGGACCCUUCUGCAGGUCUUUGAGGACAGCCUUCUGAACGACAGGGUGUCUGUGCCGCUGCUAAAGAUGCUGGAUCAGAUGCUAGCCAACGGCUGCUUCGCCAUCUUCACCGCCGAGGAGAACCACCCCUUCUGUGUGAAGCUGCUCGCGCUUUGUAAGGAGGAGAUCAAGAAGUCCAAAGACGUCCAGAAACUGAGGUCCAGCAUCGCGGUGUUCUGUGGGCUGGUGCAGUUCCCCGGAGACGUGAGGAGGAAGGUCCUCCUGCAGCUCUUCCUCCUGCUCUGCCACCCUUUCCCCGUGAUCCGGAAGAGCACAGCCAGCCAGGUGUAUGAGAUGGUGCUGACCUACGAUGUGGUGGCCGCGGACAUCCUAGAUGAGGUCAUGGCUGUGCUCAACUGCACGGCCUGGGAUGCAGAGCUCCCGGUCGUGAGAGCCCAGCGGAACCGCCUGUGUGACCUCCUGGGCGUGCCCAGACCUCAGCUCGUCCCCAAGGUAACCACCUGUCCCCUCAGGCCACAUGGGGGACCUGGGGCCCCUUCUUUUUCUUUUUUUAUAAUUUAAAAUAGACGCUAUUUUAAAAUAUUUUUCUAGCUUUUUCAAUAUUUAUUAAUCAAUAGAAUUUUUAAUAUAACAUCUGAGUGUUUACUAAUCAUUAUCCAAACAGUAGACCAAACUGAGUAUUUAAGUACUCCCACAUCCUAGCUGCUAUAAGUUUUUAAAAAAUUUUUUUUAAUUUAAUUUUUUAAAUUGAAGUAUAAUUGAUUUACAGUGUUGUACCAAUCUCUGCUGUACAGCAAAGUGACUCAAUUAUACAGACAUUCUUCUUUUCAUAUUUUUUUCCAUUAUGGUUUAUCACAGGAUAUUGAUUAUAGUUCCCUGUGCUAUACAGUAGGACCUUGUUGUUUAUCCAUCCUGUAUAUAAUGGUUUGCAUCUCUAAUCCCAACGUCCCAGUUCUUCCCUCUCCCUUCCCACCCCACAACCACAAGACUGUUCUCUAUGUCCGUGAGUCUGUUUCUGUUGUGUAGAUAGGUUCAUUUGUGCCAUAUUUUAGAUUCCACAUAUAAGUGAUAUCAUAUGGUAUUUGUUUUCCUCUUUAACUUACUUCACUUAGUAUGAUAAUCUCUAGUUGCAUCCAUGUUGCUGCAGAUAGCAUUAUUUCGUUCUUUUUAUGGCUGAGUAAUAUUCCAUUGUAUGUAAACCACAUCUUCUUUACCCAUUCGUCUGUCACUGGACAUUUUGGUUGUUUCCACGUCUUGGCUAUUGUGAACAGUGCUGCUCUGAACACAGGGGUGCAUGUGUCUUUUUGAAUUACAGUUUUGUCUGGGUAUAUGCCCAGGAGUGGGAUUGCUGGAUCGUAUGGUAAUUCUAUUUUUAGUUUUCUGAGGAACCUCCACACUGUUUUCUAUAGUGGCUGCACCAACUUACAUUCCCACCAACAGUGUAAAAGGGUUCCCUUUUCUCCACACCCUCUCCAGCAUUUGUUAUUUGUAGACAUUUUAAUGAAGGCCAUUCUGACUGGUGUGAGGUGGUACCUCAUUGUUGGUUUGAUUUGCAUUUCUCUCAUAAUUAGUGAUGUUGAGCAUUUUUUCAUGUGCCUACUGGCCAUCUGUAUGUCUUCUUUGGAGAAAUGUCUAUUAAGAUUUUCUGCCCAUUUUUUGAUUGGGUUUUUUGUUGUUGAGUUGUAUGAGCUGUUUGUAUUUUGGAGAUUAAGCCCUUGUCUGUUGCAUCAUUUACAAAUAUUUUCUCCCAUUCCAUAGGUUGUCUUUUCAGUUUUUUUUUUAUGGUUUCCUUUGCUGCGCAAAAGCUUGUAAGUUUGAUUAGGUACCAUUUAUUUUUUUUUUAUUUGUUGCCUUGGGAGACUGACCUAAGAAAACAUUGGUACAAUUUAUGUCAGAGAAUGUUUUGCCUAUCCUCUCUUCUAGGAGUGUUACGGUGUCGUGUCUUAUGUUUAAGUCUUUAAACCAUUCUGAGUUUGUUUUUGUGUAUGGUGUGAGGGUGUGUUCCAACUUCACUGAUUUCCCCGGGGCCCCUUCUUUGUGAGGCCUCCAAAUGCAGCUCCAACAAGCUCCUUCCUUGAAUUCCAGGGUCUAGAACAUUCAAGGCCAUGCUGCCUGCCUCGCUUUCCAUGUCACGGUCCACAUAGGGCUUUCAGGACCCCAGGGAGGCGGCCCUGGCAGGGCCGUGGGACGGGAGCAGAGCUGAGGCCUCCACUGUCCUCUCCCACCUGCCCCCAACCUCACCCUGCCCCCAACCUCACCCUGCAAGCCAGACCGUGUGCCCAUUGCCAGCUCCUCCCCGUGGGCUGAGCCUGGGGGCACCCCAAGCGAUGGGGCAGUGUUUCUGCUGCUGCUCCCGCUUGCCCUGUCCCCCGCCCCGCCCCCGCCAGCAUGCUCUCUCCAGCCAGGCACGUCUCACGUGUGUCCUGUGGAGCACGGCACCCAGGGCCAGUCCUCUGCCGAGCGCCCUGGCCUCUCUCACCCUCAGAGCAGCAUAGCAGCCUUCCGCCGUGUCGGUUGCCCCCAGGACACCCAUCCCACUUGGGACUUUGUCACCUCCAGGGCCGCCCAGGGCCGGCUGGUGUCUGCUGAAGUUGCCGUCCUCCACGGCAAGUGUGGUGUGUGCGUUGUAGCUGCGGUUUUCUGAGAUCGAGGGCCACAAGCUGUUCUUGCAGGUUGUGGGAGACUUGAGACUUUUUGUGUUUUGUGUGUUCUUGGCAGAGAAUCAGAAUUUGGUCUGUCGUCAGUCUGUGGGUCCUGCAGGAGCUGGAGUGGGUCGCAGCAACACGGACUGUGGUCCUGGCGAGUGGGCGUGCCCUCCUCCUGUUCCCAUCAGCUGUGUCCCUCUGGCCUUGGGUUUGAACCCUGGCUCUGGAGAGGCUGUUUCAGAGCUUCCUGUUGAGGAAGGACGUCCGGGCAGAAGUGCAUGGCGGUUGUAGUGCGUGGUUCUAGGUCUCCACGCACCCAGGUGCCUGCCCCGAACACCCCCCGACGUGAGCCUCAGGCUGCGGGGGUCACCGGUUCCCAUUUCCGGUGGGCUCACCUGGCAGAGGACUCACGGUGGGAAAUGCUGACAAGCAGAUUCCAAAGUGACGGGUGCUCCCUGGCAACGUGUGUGCUUAGCGCCACUGUGGCAGCUCCAGGAUGUAGGCCCCCUGGUUUCCCUGGUGAUGGAAGUGUGACCACCUUUUCUGAGAUCUGAGCCAUUCGGACAUUGUCUUUCGUCAUGUGUCAGAUCUUUCAUGUUCUCUCCAGGUUGUCCGUCUUUUUAUACUUUGUCUUCAGGGACCUUGUUCUGGACGCACGUCCUGCCAAUGUCCUCUCCUCCAGGGAUGGCCUUCUUGUCCUUAGACCUAACGUGGUCCUGUUUGGGGUAUCUUGAUCUCCUCCAGGGUUGACGUUCUCUGUUUUUUUCUAAAAGCUUUACUGUUUUACCUUUUACGUUUGGACUCACGAUCUAGCUGACCCAGCUCCCUUCUCGCUACGUCGUGUCGUCAGGCCACACAUGUGGCUCUACUCUUGGACUGUCUGUCCUCUGGGUCUCUCUGUCCAUCCGUGAGCCAGCGCAGCCUGUCCUACAGAUACAGAUGUAGGUCUCAGUCCUAGAGAUGCAGGGUUUAGGUCUCACAGUGGGUCACAGUGCCCAGUUGUCUCAAUCCUGUGGUCCUUUUUUCUCCAUGAUUGUCUUCUCUUCCUGGCCAUUGGGUUCCCACCCCACCUGUAGAAUCAACUUGUCAGUUUGUGCUUCAGGAGUUUGGCCGAGGUUGCCUGCAGCCUGAAGGUCGAUUUGGUGAGAAGUCAUGUCUCUGCUCUGAGUCUUCUGACCAUGAACAUGGUGUGUCCAUGCAUGGACCCCCUCAGUGUUUUAUGGUUUUUGGAGCAGAGAUGUUGCACAUCUUUCUGUAAUUGUCCCACAGUUCUUGGAUAUUCUUCUUUUUUUUUCAUUUUUGUUUCUCUUUGCCUUUCAGUUUGGGAAGUUUCUGUUGACCUGUCUUCAAGUUCACUGUUUCCUUGGCCACAUCUGGUCUUAGGACAAGCCCGUCCGAGGCAUCCGUUUCAGUUACAGUGUUCGUGGUCUCCAGUGCUUCCACCGCUGCUUACAUUGUCUGUCCCUGCGUGGUGCCAGUUUGUCCACUAGGGUCCUUGGCGUAUUAAUCACAGCUGUUUCAAAUUCCUGGUCUGAUAGUUCCAACGUCUCUGCUGUUUCUGAGUCUGGUUCUUACAUUUGCACUGUCUCUUCAGACUGCUUUUUCUUGCCUCUUGUUGUAUUUUGUACUUUUUUGAUGAAGGCAGCCUUGUUGGGGGAACAGGAGCUAAGUAACCAGAGCACAGGGUGCUUGCUGCAGCAGCAGGUCCUGGGCAGAGCCCCUCCCGGUUCUUGUUCUCAUCCUCAGGGAAACCACAGGAGGGGCUGAAGUCCCUUUGUCUCGUGUUAUAAUAGAGCCACAGCGCAGUUUUUGAUCAGUGUUUAUGUAGUUUAUCUUUUUUAAUCAUUUCACUUUCAAUUUCUGUGUUCCUACAUUUAAAUGUGUUUCUUAUGAACAGUAGAUAGGCCUCAUCUCUUUUUAAUCCAGUUUAACCGUUUUUGGUAAUUGGAGUGUUUUGUCCACUUACAUUUAAUGUGUGAGUUUGGAUUUGCUGGGUUUGUUUGCCAUCUUUCCAUUUUCUGUUCAACCCUGUUUGUUUCUUUGCUCCUUUCUUGCCUUUGUUUGGACUGGUUAACGACUUUUUUUUUCCUUGCGGUACGCGGGCCUCUCACUGUUGUGGCCUCUCCCGUUGCGGAGCACAGGCUCCGGACGCGCAGGCUCAGCGGCCAUGGCUCACGGGCCCAGCCGCUCCGUGGCACGUGGGAUCUUCCCGGACCGGGGCAUGAACCCGCGUCCCCUGCAUCGGCAGGCGGACCCUCAACCACUGUGCCGCCAGGGAAGCCCAGUUAACGACAUUUUUACCAUUUCACUUCCCCUUCUGUUAACUUCCUGCAGUUUUCCUGCUGUUUGUUAGUGACUGCCCAUCAGGACAGCAUUCCUUCCCCACAUACGGCAGUCAGGACGGGUGGCACCGGGCGGAGGGCUCUGGCUGCGGUGCCCUUCCUUCCCAGGGCCCAGAUGGUCAUGGCCUGCCUUCCGUUCAGCCGCCUCUCUCUUCAUUGUCCUUCAGUUCUUCACUGUGCUCUUAACUCUCUGUUCUCCUUGUGGCUAAGUUAUUUCUGAGGUGAUGUCUUUUUCCCCCUUUCCUCCCCCCCGAUCAUGCUGUACUAGUGUCUGCCUUGCCUGGCCCUUCUCUGGGGCCCCUACAGGACCCCCUCAGAUGCGGGCUGAGGGCAGCUCUGGUCGGCCUCCAGGUGACACUGUGGGUGACAGGGAUGGCUGGCAGGCCAAGUGUCAACUCUCCCUUCUCCUUGUGUGACAGCCACACACAACACUGGCUUCCUAAGGAAACGUGCUUUCUACAUUAGGAAAAUGUCGCACAGAUAGAUGAAGUUGGGGGAACAGUAUAGUCACCCUCCCCACCUGCUUGCUGCCCAGAGGUUGUGUUGGCCACGGGGCUCCUGGCAUGUUCGGGGAAGCGGCACAGAUGCAGUUUCCUGCAGGAAGCGUGACCCAGGGAGGGCUGGGGAGACGGCGCUGACCGGCCUGACCCUGUCAUGUGUCCUCCGCAGCCCAGUGUCCGCUGAGGCCAGUCCGGGAAGCUGAGUCCUUGCCUCUGCCUGCCUGGGAGGAGGAGCCCGGGCAUGGUCGGCAUGGAAGACCUGGACGGACGGCGGCGGUCUGGCUGGUGCGUGUGAGGGACCUGGAGUUCAUCACCUGGAGGUGGCAUUUCCUUCCAUGCAUCCUGUGCCACAGUGACCUGGGCUGUUGGUGCAUUUGUCCUAUCUCUAACCUGUGUCUUACUUAUAAAAUCA